Molecule: messenger RNA, 3982 nt
Organism: Lates calcarifer (barramundi perch)
Lineage: Eukaryota; Metazoa; Chordata; Actinopteri; Centropomidae
Gene: hoxc9a
Product: homeobox C9a
Exons: 2
Coding region: 2568-3356 (262 amino acids)
Biological process (GO): embryonic skeletal system morphogenesis; proximal/distal pattern formation; DNA-templated transcription
Cellular component (GO): nucleus
Molecular function (GO): DNA-binding transcription factor activity, RNA polymerase II-specific; RNA polymerase II cis-regulatory region sequence-specific DNA binding
Source: RefSeq, a predicted model, not a curated record
ACACACACACACACACACACACACACACACACGUACACACACACACGUGCGCGGGCGUACACGCACACACAUGCAUACACGCCCAGAACAAUAUAAAGGAAUUCACUGGAUUACUCUGGACAUGGACAUAGACUAUAUAAUGUAUUUAUUUGACCAUAUGUUAUUGUAAUAAACGGUCACUGAGCACUUUUCCAUUCACCUUUAAUGGCAGGGUUAUGGUUAGGGGAAUUAACGGGCUCAGACCUUCAACCUGCACAAAACACACAACUUUAAAACGAUCUGAUUUGAGGUGAAGUAAAUUCACUAAACGACUUUAUUUCUGUAAACACGUGUGUGUGAGUGUGUUGGAGGGGGGAAAUAUUUGACUCGCCACAGACUCGCGCAUUCAUCAGCGCACUCCAGGACACCGUUUGGCGUUAUCCGGGUUAAGGUCUGGCGUCUAGCCUUUUAAAUUUCAUGGUUGAAUCUGAACUCAGCAGCCAUGACAAACAUCGCACUUCCUCGUGCGUACACUGAUUACGUUUUAACUUAACGUAAUGAACAACAAAUAUUGAAUAUCAUACCAGUUAAUGAAAAAGUAUGAGGAAUUAUUUUUGACAAAAGUUGAAUAUAGUAAGCGCUAAUUAGUGACGUCAUUUGAUCCUUUUAGUCUGGCGAUGACAGAGGCAAGAUUUGUUUUAAAUCCCAACACUUCACUGUUUUAUUUUCCGAUGCAGAUGCACCACGUGCUUAAUUAUCACUUGUGAAUUGGGAUUUAUUUGUGAAAUUUGUCUCUCUGGUCUCUUUGGUUAAACUGUCACUUCAUACUUGGCAAUUUAUGGAACACAGUGCGCCCGGUUUGAGUUAAUUUCAGCACAGUGUGGUCUGUUCGGCUGCACUACUAUAAUUUAACUUUUGCACAUAACGACUGUCAGGUCUGCACAUCCUUAUAUUUAGCUCCUCGUCCUAAAGUCGUUCUCUCUUGUUUUUUCUUCUUUUUAAUCAACUACUCGUCCACAGUAAAAGAUAAAUUGUCAAAUUAAAAAAAACAGCAAUUACGCACACCACCAUACGUAUAACCCAAAAAUAAAUAACCUCCAACACAUCAAAACCACAGAAAAAAACAUGUAUACACACACAUAAAAUUACAACUCCAGAGAAUAAAACUCGUUAGCAUGACCGUUUUACAAAAUGCACAAAUAUACUCAUGCACCAAAGUCACCACAUCACAGAAAUAGAACGUGUCUUGCUUUUUGAUUCACUAAUGCAUCAGCUAUGUUGUUAUCUACCUCAUCCAGUCUGGACAUUUAGCAUGAAAACUUUCAGUAUUUAUGUUAUAAUCAGUCUAAUUGUGUUCCCAGUGACACUGGUGCCUCCUUCAGUUACCCCUGCCUCAUCGUAUAUUACUAUUUGUGAUAUUUGCUGCAACCCUGCAGAAGAGUUCAGGGUUGUUUCACAGCCUGCUAACUGACAAGCUACACUAGUAUAUUGCAGGGACAUAACAUUAAACCCUUCUGCCAUUAGAUACAACUGUAACAUUAUCCCCGUUAUGAAAGCUUUCAUCUAGUUAGCCCUUUAACGAACCUUUUUACCUCUACUGCUCUCUUUCCUGUCUACGGCCUUUCUUGUUUGAUAUGAAUUGUUUCACGUUGCGUACAGUGGUGGCGGUGGUGGUGGUUUUUAUGUCGAGCGAGGAACUCGGAUGCAGUCUUAUUAACGACACGUUUAUGAACAAUCAAAUGGUCCUCGUUAAAAUUUAUUGAUGGGCAUAAAAACAUGAACGGUCACUAGCUGAAUAUAGCCCGCUGUAGUGGGCUGCUUGUCAAGAAUCUGAAUCCCCUCCUCUCCUAUCUCCGCAGAUCCCAUUUAGGAAAUGUUUGGUCUGGUGCGCCCUCGUUAAAACGGUGCAAACUUUAUUGUAGUUGUAUCCGGCAUCCCGUAUUUUGAUUCCCCCUCUCUGCUGUGUCUAUAUAUACAUGAGUGUGUGUGUAGCUACUGUGAAAGCUUCUCGCUCUAUUAGGAAAUAAACAGCAUUCCGCAGGAAGUUAUAAAGCCUUCACUUUAUCAAAUGUGCUACUGGUUUGAUAAGGAUAAAACUCGUCAACGAUUCAAUAAACACUUUAAUGCUGUAAUACUAUCCCUUGCAACAACACGGGGCUACGGUAGAUUUUGCCAGACAGAGAUUGAUUACACCAUCAAAUAGUGCCUUGCUCGGUUUUAGACGUAAUGUGCGCAGGUCUGUUCCGCGCCCAGAGAAACACCCACUAUAAACGCUACAACGGCAUAUUUUCUUCAUAAAGAAACAUGGUUGUUGAAGUUACCUCUAAUACGUCCGGGAAAAAGAGCAAAAGAGCACAUUCUUUAAUCCGAUUUAUGUGCAAUGGUAUCCCAGGAUAAGUGGCGCAUUGAUCCACUGUACAAUUUUUGUGGGGGUAAAUAUAAUCACGUGUCGGCGAGGCAGCCAAUAGCAGGCAGGGGAGCGUUGAGAAAUAAUUACCUGCCUUGAUUGUUCUAUGGCUAGAUAAAAAAGUACACAUACACUCCAUAUAAUAAUCGGAUGCAUGUAAAAGAGCCGGGGAAGCUUCGACAUGUCGACCACGGGUCCCAUAAGUAAUUAUUAUGUGGACUCCUUGAUCAACCAUGAAAACGAGGAUGUCCUUACUGCAACUCGGUUUUCGGCGCCCGGUUCGCACCCAGCCGGCCCUCGUCCGACGUCCCUAGUACCGGAGUGUGCUGACUAUCCUUCCUGCAGCUUCGCACCCAAGCCACCCGUCUUCUCCACCUCCUGGGCCCCCGUACACUCCCAGUCAUCAGUGGUUUACCAUCCAUACAGUCACCAACCUCACUUAGGCACAGACUCGAGGUAUAUGCGGUCAUGGCUGGAGCCGAUAUCAGGCGCCGUGCCUUUCCACGGCUACCCGGGGAACAGCAGGCACUAUGGGCUGAAGCCCGACGCCUUUCAGGAGCACAGAGCCGGCGAGUGUCUCGGCUCCAGCGGACGGACCUACACGGAUUAUCUGUACUGUUCAUCCACUGACAUGCGAGACAAGACGCAGCAGAAUAUCCCCUCUCCCGAGUCGGAGCUCCUGGCUUCAGGGAAACAUAAAGACGAGAAGCCGGAGCUAGAUCCGAAUAACCCUGUGGCAAAUUGGAUACACGCCCGCUCCACAAGGAAGAAGCGAUGCCCUUACACAAAGUACCAGACUCUCGAACUGGAAAAGGAGUUUUUGUUCAAUAUGUACCUUACUAGGGACCGCCGAUACGAGGUCGCGAGGGUCCUGAAUCUGACCGAGAGGCAGGUCAAAAUCUGGUUUCAGAACCGGCGAAUGAAGAUGAAGAAAAUGAACAAAGAAAAAUCCGACAGCAAAGAACAAUAACGUGGACUGCAGUCAGAAAAAUAAUAAUAAUAAAAACAACCAUAAUAACCACUAGUCACAUGGACAGCACAGAUGUACCAAAACACACAAUGACCCCCUUCUCCUCCCUCUCUCCUCUUCAUAUUUAUCACUUUGUUUUUUUUGUAUUAACCUUAACUUCGAGACUGUUUGAUGCUGAUUAUGUUAUUUCUUCCAGUGCACAAUUAUGUGUUAAAGAAAAAAAAAGAGAGAAAGGAAAAAAAAAAGAAAAACUUCAAAGGAGAUAAUUACAUUCUGCUUUCACUUCGAAAUACCUUUAUGUUCUUUUGUAAGAGAUAUUAUACAAGCGCAGUUUGGAUACGUUAAAACUGUCCGAAGAAAGAAGAUACUUGAAUUCUUUUGAAUUUCACAAACCCAUAAUUUAUGAUGUGAAUGUUUUCUUUCAUGUUUAUUUCCUUUGUACGUUAUUGUGCAGGUGUAGUAUUUUGUACAGAAACAGAACAUCUGCGAUCCGACUCGUCUGUCUUGUAUUUUUGUGAUAGUUGUUGCUGUAUUUGUGCAUCUCCUCUCUUUUUUUGGACUGUAGUCUAUGAGUUUAAUUAUAGAGUGUAGAUAUAGACUUCUGCAAAUAUAAACAUAAUCACUAA